Molecule: messenger RNA, 4029 nt
Organism: Artibeus jamaicensis (Jamaican fruit-eating bat)
Lineage: Eukaryota; Metazoa; Chordata; Mammalia; Chiroptera; Phyllostomidae
Product: endothelial zinc finger protein induced by tumor necrosis factor alpha-like
Exons: 5
Coding region: 139-3453 (1104 amino acids)
Biological process (GO): negative regulation of transcription by RNA polymerase II
Molecular function (GO): DNA-binding transcription repressor activity, RNA polymerase II-specific
Source: RefSeq, a predicted model, not a curated record
CUAGUGGGCGCCUGUCAUUAUUUUCCUAAGGGGAGCUGCGCAGUGAGUCCAGUUGCGGACUGGGCGGGCGCGGGAGGCCACGGGAUGCGAGUUCGUGGAAGGGAAGUGUAGACUCUGGAUGAGCCUGCCCUGGUCUGCAUGGGCAGUGGAGAGAUGGCCACCCAGCCGCUGACAACCAACGCCCUGGGGUCGGUGGGGUUCAGAGAUGUGAUCGUGGACUUCACCCAGGAGGAGUGGCAGCAGCUGCAGCCUGCGCAGAAGGACCUGUACAGGGACGUGAUGAUGGAGACCUACUGGAACCUGGUCUCGCUGGACUUGGAGACCACACCUGACAUCAAAGAAUCAGACCCACAGGAUGAUGUCUUGGAAGACAGACCAUCUGCUGUGGUGGUGGCAGAAGAAUCACCGAGGACCGGUUCCACCUGUGAAGGAGCUGGGACACAGAGUGACCAGGCGGGGUGUGGACAGGGGAGCCUAGGGACCUGUCUGGGGCAGUUGGACAUGUCCCAAGCAUUAGCCCCAGAAUGUCAUGAAUUUAAGGCAUUUGUCCACCAAAGCCCCAGGCUGGCCCCACUGAGAUCCGAAGGACUGAAAGGAGCGGGAACUCACAUGUUCACCAUGUGUGGGAAGGACUCAGGUACUUCAAGCCUCCCUUCUCCCUCCAAACUUUGUGCAGAGAAGAAGCCCUACAAGUGUGCGGACUGUGGCAAGGCUUUCAGAUAUAACUCGUGCUUGAUGAAGCACCAACCAGUCCACACUGGGGAGAAGCCCUUCUCUUGCACCACUUGUGGGAAGCAGUUCACCCGGCAGUUUUAUCUCACCAUCCACCAGCGGGUACACACAGGGGAGAAGCCCUAUGUGUGUGGGGAGUGCAGCAAGGCUUUCAGCUAUAACUCAUCCCUGAAGAAUCACCAACGAAUCCACACUGGGGAGAAGCCCUUCUCAUGUGCCACGUGUGGGAAGAAAUUCACCCAGCAGUCGUGCCUCACCAUCCACCAGCGGGUACACACGGGGGAGAAGCCACAUGCAUGCAGGGACUGCGGCAAGGCCUUCUGCAGGAAGAAGCACCUCAUCGUGCACCAGAGGACACACACCGGGGAGAAGCCAUAUGUGUGUGGGGAGUGCGGAAAGGCCUUCAGCCAGAAAAUGCACCUCGUCCUGCACCAGAGGACACACACUGGGGAGAAGCCGCACAUGUGCGCCGUGUGUGGGCGUGCCUUUAGCCAGAGCGUGCACCUGAUGGAGCACCAGCGGGCGCACACCGGGGAGAAGCCAUUCGAGUGUGGAGACUGCGGCAAGGCCUUUCACAAGAGCUCGUCCCUCGUGCUGCACCACGGGUCCCGUGUGGGCGAGGGGCCGUACACCUGCGGCCAGUGCGGCAAGGUCUUCAGGUGGAAGGCCUGCCUCAUCCAGCACCAGCGCGUCCACAUGGGGGUGAAGCCCUUUGAGUGCAGCGUGUGUGGCAAGACUUUCAGCAAGAACUUCUUCUUCACGCAGCACCUGCGCGUGCACACGGGGGAGAAGCCAUACGGAUGCACCAUCUGCCAAAAGCGCUUCGUGGCGCGCUCCUCCCUGCAGGCACACCAGACUGGCCACACUGGCGAGAAGCCCUACAAGUGCGGCCAGUGCAGCAAGGCCUUCAGCCACAAAUCCUCCCUCAAGGAGCACCGGCGUGUGCACACUGGGGAGAGGCCCUACGAGUGCUCCAUCUGCCAAAUCCACUUUGCUGCGCGGGCGUCCCUGGUGGCACACCAGGCCAGCCACGCCAGGGAGAAGCCCUACAAGUGCAGCCAGUGCGGCAAGGCCUUUAGCAAGAACGCCUCCCUCAGGGAGCACCAGCACGUGCACACCGGGGAGAAGCCCUACAAGUGCUCCCUCUGCCCGAUGCGCUUCUCUGGGCGCUCCUCCCUGGUGGCACACCAGGCCAGCCACACUGGCAAGAAGCCCUACAAGUGCGGCCAGUGUGGCAAGGCCUUCAGCCAGGGUGCCUACCUCAUCCUGCACCAGCGCAUCCACACCGGCGAGAAGCCCUACAAGUGCGGUGAGUGCGGCAAGGCCUUCAUCAGGAACUUUUCACUCACCCUCCACCGGCGGACCCACACGGGAGAGAAGCCCUAUGAGUGUGGCAAGUGUGGGAAAACCUUCAGCGGAAACUCGUCCCUGAUGAAGCACCAACGAAUCCACACUGGAGAGAAGCCCUUCUCAUGCUCCACUUGUGGGAAGCAGUUUAUCCAGCAGUCGUGCCUCACUAUCCACCAGCGUGUGCACACAGGAGAGAAGCCGUUUGUGUGUGGGGACUGCAGCAAGGCCUUCAGCCGGAAGAGGAACCUCAUCUUGCACCAGAGGACACACACCGGGGAGAAGCCAUAUGCAUGUGGGGACUGCGGAAAGGCCUUCAGCCAGAACACGUACCUCAUCUUACACCAAAGGACGCACACCGGGGAGAAGCCAUAUGUGUGUGGGGACUGCGGAAAGGCCUUCAGCCAGAAAAUGCACCUCGUCCUGCACCAGAGGACACACACUGGGGAAAAGCCCUUCUCGUGUACUACGUGUGGGAAGCAGUUCACCUGGCAAUCAAGCCUCACCAUCCACCAGCGCUUGCACAUCGGGGAGAAGCCAUAUGCUUGUGCAGACUGUGGCAAGGCUUAUGGCUGUAACUCAUCCCUGAAGAGGCACCAACAAAUCCAUUCUGGCGAGAAGCCCUUCUCCUGCACCACAUGUGGGAAGCAGUUCACCCAGCAGUCGUGCCUCACCAUCCAUCAGCGUAUCCACACAGGGGAGAAGCCCUACAAGUGCAGCCAGUGCGGCAAGACCUUUAUCAAGAACUCCUCACUCACAGAGCACUGGCGUGUGCACACUGGUGAGAAACCAUAUGCAUGCAGGGACUGCGGGAAGGCUUUCAGCCAGAAACAGUACCUCAUCGUGCACCAGAGGACACACACUGGCGAGAAGCCAUACAUGUGUGGGGAGUGCGGCACGGCCUUUAGCAAGAACUCCUCACUGAUGGAGCACCUGCGUGUGCACACUGGGGAGAAGCCGUACGUGUGUGCGGACUGCGGCAAGGCCUUCAGUCAGAACAAGCACCUCAUCCUGCACCAGAGGAUGCACACAGGAGAGAAGCCCUACGAGUGUUCCAUCUGCAAAAUGCAAUUUGCAAGGCCCUCGUCCCUGGCUACUCACCAGGCCAGCCACACUGGCAAGAAGCCCUACAAGUGCAGCCAGUGUGGCAAGGUCUUCAGCCAGGGUGCCUACCUCAUCCUGCACCAGCGCAUCCACACCGGCGAGAAGCCCUUCAGGUGCAGCCAGUGCGGCAAGGCCUUUGUCAGGAACUACUCACUCACCCUCCACCGGAGGAUCCACACAGGAGAGAAGCCCUACCAGUGUGGCAGCUGCGGGAUAACCUUCAGCCGGAACUUCAACCUCACGCAACACCAGAGGAGGAUGCACACGUAGCUGGGGGGGAAGCGGCGGAUGUGACAUUUCAGAAUCCACACCCAAUGGGUGGAUUCUUAGUGCUUACAGCAGUGCUAGACUUGACAUUAGAGCCCUUGGGCUUGGGUAGGACUCAAGAGGUCCUGCCUAGACAGAUCUUAGCAGUAUGGGGACAGGCCGCGCCAUGUACACCAGCUGCUUCCAGUGCAUCCACAGGGCCAUAUGGAAAGGAAGUCCCCCUACAGGUCUAGUAUCUGGGCAUGUGGCCAGAGCACUGUGACUCAUCAUCUAGCUGCAGGAAACUGCUCUAAGAGCCUGGACAAUGCAUUUAGUGUCUCUGGGUCUCCAUCUCCUGGAUAGUAAAGUGGAGGAAUGGGAAGAGAAAGGAAAUCAGGAGGUGGGCUCCAGGGAGACAUUCUCCCCUUGUCACACAUGCCUGGAUCUAGUUCAGAGGUCAGGUUAUCGCCAUCUGUGGGUUUCCUCAUUUUUCCCUACACCCAGCCCCUGGUUUCCCUGCAACAGUAGAAGUUGCCAAGUGGUUCAUGAGAGCGGAAAUAUUUUUUUUCAGUGUUAGGGAAUAAAAGCAAUCACUUCAGA